Molecule: messenger RNA, 1960 nt
Organism: Brachypodium distachyon (stiff brome)
Lineage: Eukaryota; Viridiplantae; Streptophyta; Magnoliopsida; Poales; Poaceae
Product: amino acid permease 3
Exons: 5
Coding region: 123-1601 (492 amino acids)
Cellular component (GO): plasma membrane
Source: RefSeq, a predicted model, not a curated record
UUAAUCAGCACGCCCCUCGGGUAAUAUAUAUACAGCCGGUGUCGUAGAGGAUCUUGGACUACCUUUCACUCGUUCUCCACAACCACACCUACCGAUAGCAAGCAGAUAGAGACGGAGAGAAGAUGACCAAGGACGUGGAGAUGGCAGCGCGGAACGGCAACGGCAACGGCGCCUUCGCCGGCGAAAACUUCGCGUAUGAGCUGCCUGGCGGCGACGCCGACUUCGACGACGACGGCAAGCCGAGGCGAACCGGGACGGUAUGGACAGCGAGCGCGCACAUCAUCACGGCGGUCAUCGGCUCCGGCGUGCUCUCCCUGGCCUGGGCGACGGCGCAGCUCGGCUGGGUCGUCGGGCCGGUCACUCUGAUGCUCUUCGCGGCAAUCACCUACUACACCUCCGGCCUUCUCGCCGAUUGCUACCGCACCGGCGACCCGGUCACCGGGAAGAGGAACUACACCUACAUGGACGCCGUCGCAUCCUACCUAAGUGGCUGGCAGGUCUGGGCCUGUGGUGUGUUUCAGUAUGUCAACUUGGUCGGAACUGCAAUUGGGUACACAAUCACAGCAUCCAUCAGCGCCGCGGCUAUAAACAAGGCCAACUGCUACCACAAGAACGGGCGCGCGGCGGACUGCGGCGUGUACGACUCCAUGUACAUGGUUGUGUUCGGGGUGGUCCAGAUCUUCUUCUCCCAGGUCCCAAACUUCCAUGACCUCUGGUGGCUCUCCAUUCUCGCCGCGAUCAUGUCUUUCACCUACGCCUCCAUCGCCGUCGGCCUCUCCUUGGCCCAAACCAUAUCUGGUCCUACCGGCAAGACUACCCUGACUGGCACUGAAGUUGGAGUGGACGUCGAUUCAGCCCAGAAGAUCUGGCUCGCGUUCCAGGCGCUCGGCGACAUCGCGUUCGCCUACUCCUACUCCAUGAUCCUUAUAGAAAUCCAGGACACGGUGAAGUCUCCACCGGCGGAGAACAAGACGAUGAAGAAGGCGACCCUGCUGGGCGUGUCGACGACGACGGCGUUCUACAUGCUGUGCGGCUGCCUGGGCUACGCGGCGUUCGGCAACGGAGCCAAGGGGAACAUCCUCACCGGGUUCGGCUUCUACGAGCCCUACUGGCUCAUCGACUUCGCCAACGUCUGCAUCGUGGUGCACCUGGUGGGCGCCUACCAGGUCUUCUGCCAGCCCAUCUUCGCCGCCGUCGAGACCUACGCCGCGGCCCGCUGGCCCAACGCCGGGUUCAUCGUCCGCGAGCACCGGGUCUCGGCGGCGGGCAAUAACAAGCGGUUCGGCUUCAGCCUCAACUUCUUCAGGCUGACCUGGAGGACGGCGUUCGUGGUGGUGAGCACGGUGCUGGCCAUCCUGAUGCCUUUCUUCAACGACAUCCUGGGCUUCCUGGGCGCCAUCGGGUUCUGGCCGCUCACCGUCUACUUCCCCGUGGAGAUGUACAUCCGGCAGCGGCGGAUACACAAGUACACCACCAGGUGGGUGGCGCUCCAGACGCUGAGCUUCCUCUGCUUCCUCGUGUCGCUCGCGGCUGCCGUCGCGUCGAUCGAAGGGGUCACCGAGUCGCUCAAGAACUAUGUCCCGUUCAAGACCAAGUCGUGAUCGAUGCAUUGGGGUUCUUGCAUGUUGUGAAAAUAAUGCAUGUGUGUGCUGAGAGAUCAUCGUCGGUCAGAGGGUUUUUAUCCGGAGUUACCUCCGGUUGAAAUCCCUCAAAAAACGGAGGGGAAAGUGAUAGAGUUUGAGAGCAUCCUAUCCCUACAGAUGUUGGUCCCGACUUCCUGUACAGAAACUUUCAGUUCAGAUAAGAAUUGAAAAUGUUUUCCUUGACAAGCUUCCUUUCGUGUUUAGCUUAAUGUAUAGGCCAGUGUCCCUUCAAUCAGACAUAACCAGAAUUUAGCCCCAUGGUUUGUGGAACGUAUUUUGGAACUUGUCUAUAGCUCUCGUUGAGGCUUUCUGCUGAA